AUGGAAUACAGAAAUGAAAUUGGUGGCACUAUCAUUGCUUUAUUAUUUGCCUACUACUCUUUGGAAACACUUGUGUCGAAAUGGUAUAUACGACAGGAAUUAAAGAAACAUGGCUGUCAAUCCCCUCCUAAAUAUCCCAACAAAGAUCCGAUUCUUGGGCUCGAUCUUUUCAUCGACAAUUUCCGUCAAAUGAUUAAGUCGAAUCUACUCAAUACCUGGGUAAAUCGCUUCCAAACUUAUGGGAAUACGCUCUCGGCGAAAGUUCAAACCAAACAUGCUAUCUGUACUGUCGAUGCGAGGGUUCUGCAAACUGUUCAUGCUCUAAACUUUACUCAUUAUGGUGUUCAGCCAUUGCGUCAACCUCCUACUUUGCCAUUUCUUGGUGAAGGGGUGUUCACUAUGGAUGGUCCAUUUUGGGAACAGUCCAGAGCCUUGAUUCGACCUACCUUUACCAAAUCAAAUGUUGCCAAUCUUCCAGCGUUCGAAGUUCACUUUCAGAAAUUUCUUGCGUUAGUCCCAACAGAUGGAACCAAGGUUAACUUGAAACCACUUUUAAAUAAACUGAUUUUCGACACAUCUACGGAGUUUCUUUUCGGAGAGUCCAUGAAUACACUAUCUCCCGAGACCCCAUUCCAAACAGAAGAGUGCCUCGCAGCUUUUGACUAUGCUAUAAGAGGCAUGGGAAUCCGCUUCCAACUAGGACAUCGAUAUGUAGAUAAAGCCAUGGAGUUUCGGCGCAGCUAUCUAGCUGCCCGGGAAGAAAAACAAAAAGGAAAACUAGAAGAUUCGGAUUCAGAAGAAGAUGACAACAAUGGUAAUCAUCGCUAUGUAUUGUUGCAUGAGAUGGCAAAACAGACAGGUAGUCGUGACGAUCUUCGAAACCAAAUCCUCCAAGUCUUCUUAGCAGGUCAUGAAUCUUCCGCUAUCACGAUUGGUAACGCGAUUUUCCAUCUUUGUCGAAACUCCGAGAUGUGGAAGAAACUUCGGUCUGAAAUUCUUGCAGAGGGUGAUAAGCCAUUCACAUUUGAGUCGCUGAAGAAUCUUCACUAUCUGCAGUAUGCCAUCAAGGAAAUAUUACGUUUACAUCCCGUUGCUCCCACCGAUACAAGAAUUGCCUUGCAAGACACCAUACUGCCCACUGGAGGCGGUCCGCAAGGCACCUCACCUAUCCUCGUGAAAAAGGGUCAGAUAGUUUUUGCUUCUUUCCACGCCCUUCACAUGCUGGCACCUUGCUUCCAACCUGACCCAGAUAUCUUUCGGCCAGAGAGAUGGGAGACGGUGCGACCAGGGUGGAACUAUCUUCCCUUUAUAGGAGGACCGAGGAUGUGUCCUGGUCAGAAUUUGGCUUUGACGGAAACGGCGUAUGUACUAGCGAGGAUGGCACAAGAAUGGAGAGAAAUAAACUGUAAAGACGAGGUGAUGGAGUGGGUGGAACUAAUGACCGGAGUUGCAAGUAGUAAGAAUGGAAUCAAAGUAGGCGUCGUUGUGUAA
Molecule: messenger RNA, 1491 nt
Organism: Botrytis fragariae
Lineage: Eukaryota; Fungi; Ascomycota; Leotiomycetes; Helotiales; Sclerotiniaceae
Product: putative cytochrome p450 alkane hydroxylase protein
Exons: 4
Coding region: 1-1491 (496 amino acids)
Molecular function (GO): iron ion binding; heme binding; oxidoreductase activity, acting on paired donors, with incorporation or reduction of molecular oxygen, reduced flavin or flavoprotein as one donor, and incorporation of one atom of oxygen
Source: RefSeq, a predicted model, not a curated record